UCGUUCAUUUAACGUCUUCAUCUUAUCGAUCGCGCUCAGUCAGUGUCGCCAGUACUUCUGGUACUUCGAGUACUCUCAGUAUAAACCUAUCGCCGCAAGUGACGCGUAAUUAUCGAGAUACAGAUACUUCGCACACCCCAAACUAAUUAGCUGAUUGGUUUGAAUGGUUUAAAGGCCAAAGGAUACGCCGUGCUGGAAGCCAAUGGAGUCGGCGGGGCCAGCGGCCUGAGCACCAGUUCAAGUGAAACUCUUUGCGCAAGGCAGUGCGAGCAUAACCAGACCCGAUGUGGUGACCACAAAACCUGGUCGGUCAAUCAGUCUUGGUGCAACGCUCGUGGCAGCAGGAGCGGCGGCCAAAAGCAACAGCUCCAAAAUCGGCAAACACGUUUCGAGUGUCCAAUUACAAUUCGUUUACCACAUUUGCGGCACGAAGCGCGGGCCACCAGCAAUAAGCCAGCGCUUAAGUGGCCAACGUAUCUCGGCCAAAAAAAAGCACCCACAUCGAGCGUAAUCGGCCAGAAAACAGCGAUGCUCGCUUCGGGUCGCGUGUAAACCUAAAAUCGCACUGUCCGGCAGCAAAACGCUUGAUAACCCAGUUGUCUCAGACGUCGACGGGCCACCAAGGCGACAGGUUGCAUCGGAAAACAGCAGCAGCAGGAAAAGUGCGCAGUGUACGCCGCAGCACGGCCAGAAAGCAAAUACCCGGCGGAAUUAAUUUGUCAAUUAACUGGCAGCGCGGAAAAGUGGCAUACAGCUAAAAAAUAAAAAAAAAAAAUACAAUAAAAAACACAAAGCUACAAGGAAAAAUGCAGAAAUAAUAUGCACAUACAGUGAGAGUGUGUGUCUGGCGAAGCUAGUGAUCUGUGGCAAACCGGUGCGGAGAAUGCCGAGUUUUAUCAGCCCGACGCACGUACAACAGACCGCGAAUAAAGCCAAAUAGUAUACAAUUUAUCAAAUCACAAUCAAAAUCAAAGUCAAAACUGCAGAGCGGAGUGUGUGGAACGAGUGGUGGUCAGCUGACAAGAUGAAACUAUCCAAGAGCUUCGAUGAAUUGAUUCUCAAUGCCUCGCGAUUGAGUUUGAACAACUUGCGAUCGCCGGCGAAGAAAAAGGGGAAAAAUAACAUAAAUCGCUUCGGAGACUCCAUGGGUUCGCUGGGACAUCGUGCCUUGUUGCAGUACAUCGAUAAUAAUGAUAUAUCCGGUCUGCGCGCCAUUUUGGACAGCCGUCAUCUUACCAUCGAUGAUCGGGACGAGAAUGCCACCACGGUGUUGAUGGUAGUUGCUGGACGAGGCUUGACUGCCUUUGUCCGCGAGUUCCUGGCCCGUGGUGCCGAUGUUCAAGCGGAGGAUCUGGACAACUGGACGGCACUGUUGUGUGCCUCCCGCAACGGGCACCUAGAUGUUGUCCAACUGCUUCUGGACCAUGGCGCAGAAGUGGAGCAUCGCGAUAUGGGUGGCUGGACCAGUUUGAUGUGGGCGGCUUAUCGCGGACACACGGAGCUGGUGCGCCUUCUGCUGGACAAAGGAGCCGAUGGCAAUGCCCAUGGUAACUACCACCUGGGCGCCCUGUUGUGGGCGGCGGGCCGUGGCUACAAGGACAUCGUGGAGCUGCUGGUGCAACGCGGCGCUAAAGUGAACGUGGGUGAUAAGUACGGAACCACAGCCCUGGUGUGGGCAUGCCGGCGCGGAAACGUUGAGAUUGUGGAUACUUUACUUAAGGCGGGAGCCAAUGUGGACACCGCUGGCAUGUAUUCAUGGACGCCACUGCUCGUUGCAGCCGCCGGCGGCCAUACAGAUUGCGUUAGUUCCAUUCUCGAGAAGAAACCAAAUGUAAAUGCCUUGGACAAGGAUGGAAUGACUGCCCUGUGCAUAGCGAGUCGAGAGGGUUUCCAGGAUAUUGCCGCCUCCCUUAUUGCGGCUGGUGCCUACAUAAAUAUCCAGGAUCGCGGAGCAGAUACACCGCUCAUCCAUGCCGUUAAAGCAGGACAUCGAACUGUGGUCGAGGCUUUGCUCAAGAAACAUGCCGAUGUGGAUAUACAGGGAAAGGAUCGCAAGACGGCCAUUUACACCGCGGUGGAGAAAGGACAUACGCCGAUUGUUAAGCUCCUGUUGGCCACCAAUCCCGACCUCGAAUCCGCCACCAAGGAUGGCGACACUCCGCUGCUGAGAGCUGUCAGAAAUCGCAACUUGGAGAUUGUGCACUUGUUGCUAGAUCGAAAGGCCAAGGUGACCGCUAGCGAUAAAAGGGGCGACACCUGCCUGCACAUCGCAAUGCGGGCGAGGAGCAAGACAAUUGUGGAGGCCCUCCUGCGUAAUCCCAAGCACAGUCAGCUUUUGUAUAGAGCCAACAAAGCUGGGGAAACGCCCUACAACAUUGACUCCCUACACCAGAAGACCAUAUUGGGUCAAGUGUUUGGCGCCAGACGUCUGAACACCAACGAGGACUCCGAGGGAAUGCUGGGCUACGAACUGUACUCCUCGGCCUUGGCGGAUGUGCUCAGUGAGCCGACAUUAACCACUCCCAUUACCGUUGGACUCUACGCCAAAUGGGGCAGUGGAAAGAGUUUCCUGCUAAAUAAGCUGCGCGACGAGAUGAACAACUUUGCGCGCCAGUGGGCGGAACCACCGAUUCGAACCAGUGGCCUGCUCUUCAUCGUCUGUCUUCAUGUGGCAUUGCUCAUUGGAACUAUUGUGGGACUGAGCACCUGGUCAGCGGUUGUGGGCGUGUCGGCGGCAGUCGGCUUCUUGCUGCUCGCCUAUCUGCUCCUGGCAGCUGUUAGAUACUGCAAUUACCAGAUGGACAUGCAGUGGGCCUACUCUGUGCAACACGGUCUGGAGAAGAGAAUGACGAGAUUGCGCUUGAUACUUCAGGUGGCCUUUUGCCAUCCCCCGGGACCCCAAUCGGAUUCACAGGCAAAGCCCGUUCGGUUCCACUUUGCGGAGGCCAACAGCGCUUCGCCCACAGGUGAUGGAGCAGUGGCUCAUAUGCUGGCCGCUCUCUUAGAUGCUAUAGAAUCUCACUACGGAUGGCUGGCCACGCGAUUGUACCGAGCCUUCCGUCCAAAGUGCUUGAAAGUGGAUGUUGGCUGGCGUUGGCGACGCAUGUGCUGCAUACCAAUCGUUUUGAUCUUUGAAUUUGCUCUUGUCACCGUGGUUACUGGCAUCUCUCUUACCGUGGCAUACUUCACGUUUGCCGAUGAGAAAGAUAAGGAACAGAUAUUGGUGGCUCUCUAUGUAAUUGCUGCCGUGAUGGGCACGCUGAUCUGUACGCAUCUCCAUGUCCUGGCCAAGGUGUUUGUAUCCCUGUUCACCUCUCACAUCCGAGUACUAAAAAGGGCAGUUCGGUCCAGUGAGUCGGCUCCAUUGACUAUGCUGGGUGCCGAGGUGGCCGUGAUGACGGACAUGGUCAAGUGCCUCGAUGCAUUCACCAAUCAGCAGAGCCGCUUAGUUGGUGUGAUCGACGCCUUGGAUUCCUGCGAUACGGAGAGAAUUCUCACUCUUCUGAAUGCGGUGCAAACGCUUCUAUCUUCACCUAACCGACCAUUUGUUUUGCUCAUUUCUGUGGAUCCCCAUGUCAUAGCCAAAGCAGCGGAGGCUAAUAGUCGACGACUCUUCACGGAGGGCGGAAUCGGAGGACAUGACUUCCUGAGAAACUUGGUGCAUCUGCCUGUUUAUCUGCAAAACUCCGGACUGAGAAAGGUGCAACGAGCCCAGAUGACAGCACUGCUCUUCAAGAGAAGUGGCGGAGGAGAUUACCAGACAGACGAUGGACCCACAUUGGGUCACUCUGUAUCCGCUCGUCGACUGUCCAACGCCUCUGAGAUAAUCUCCAGUCAGGAGAAGCUGCGCGGGCCCGCCCGAGGAGGUGGUGGAAAGAAGCUGCGUCUCUCCGAAUCCGUGGCCAGUUCUACUGGUUCCAAUCUCCAUCGCCUGGGUCAGAAUCCCCAGACCGUGCUCGAUCUAUCGCGCAUUGUGCUCACGGAUGAUUACUUCAGCGAUGUCAAUCCACGCAGUAUGCGUCGCCUAAUGAACGUGAUCUACAUCACGGUGCGCUUGCUAAAGGCCUUCCAGAUUGAGUUCAGCUGGUAUCGCCUGAGUUCUUGGAUCAAUCUCACUGAGCAGUGGCCCUUGAGAGCAAGUAUGAUAGUGCUGCAUCACGAUCAGUUCAUGGACGGCAAUGCUGAUGAGAGUGUAUCGCUGCAAAGUGUUUACGAGAAAUUGCGACCCAAACUCGCUUACUUGAGAGAAGCUGCUCCACUUCUGGAGUUGGAUAGAGAUGAACGAAAGCUCGACGCCUUCCUGCAGCUGCACAAAUCAGAUUUACUCGUGGCGGAUCUCCGCAUCUUCUUGCCCUUCACCAUUAAUCUGGAUCCCUACUUAAGAAAGGUCUUAAAGGAGGAUCAGCAAACCAUCGAGGACGAGGGCUCCCUAGUGAUACAAGCAAGGCCCAGCGUUUCCAAUACUAUGCGUCAAUUCCCAGCACCCACCACUUAUGUGCCUUCGCCGCAGGCUUAUCCACCCUACCAAAUGUUCCAGAACGAGUAUCCUGCCAAUGAGUUACGCUCCAGGAAUCUCAGCACGAGCACAGAACCUGUCACCCCACUUAUUAACUCACCUAGUGAUUCGUUUGGUGACGAUAUCCUGCAAACCAAGCUGACCGAUCUGACCGUUGAGGGAGUCAUCAGCCUGCUGGAUCGGAUUGAGGACAUGAAACCAGCGUUGCCCAAACUAGCGCCCGUGCUCCGCGAGAAUGCAAUCAAUGGACGUGUGCUGAAACACUGCGAUAUGCCGGAUCUGAAAUCGGUUUUGGGCCUGAGCUUUGGCCACUGGGAGCUGUUCCGCCUGCUGAUCACCACGUUGCGGGAAUGCGAGCGAUUGCCACGGAAGCAGCAGCGUCAGCAGCAGCAACCGGGUGCGUUGGAGGCACCAUCGAAUGUCCCGAUGAUUAAGGAUGUGACGGAUGCCCUGAUGCAGCCACCCAGAGAGUCCCUCUCGCGAAAGAACUCCGUCAGUCAUAUGGAGAAGCAGUCAAAAGUGCAUGACUACGAGUAUCUGCAGGUCACGCUGGAGGAGCAGAUGAUCUGCGGCACCUUGCAGACUCUGAAUGAGGAGGCGUACGAGGAUGUGGCCAGUAGCGAGCGACCGAGUCCCACAGAACUCGACACACCGACUGCCGGAGCAGCAAUGACGACCCCAUUGCUCGGUGCCUCCGGCUCUGUGCCAGCGCCGUCAGGUCGGGAAUCUAUUUUAAAGCAGCAGGGAAGCGUCAAAGCCGACAAGCGAGUAUCGAUUCAACAAACGGCGACCAGCAACAACAACAACAAUAAUAGUACCAAGCUAACGCCAAAUGUCGAGUAUGUUUCCGAACGCCAGCCGGAAGUCCAAGGUGCCGGCAAGCGCUUGACAACCAAGCCGCCACCAGGACCUCGACCCGCCUCGCUGAUCAUCACCAGAAACGAUUCCAACUCACAGUUCCAGCUGCUGCGCUCCUCCUCAGUGGACUACGACGACGUGGAGGCCCAGGACCACCGGACCACGAUAAGGACCACUCUGCUGGAACAGCAGGAGGAAGAGGAAUCAGCCCCGUUCGUCUUUACAGUGCGAAAAUGACACAAUCUUCUCUACUAGGUGAAACCAGCCAAUGAGAUGGCCAUUUAGUGCCAGCUACGCUUAGUUACAAAUUAGUUCUAACGCAAUUAGCUAAUAACUGGAGGACUUUGUGGAAACUCUGCCUUUUGGGUUACACAAUGAUGUAGUUGUAUAGACGGUACGCUAAGAAAAGACACUUUGUUUGCAAGUCCUGGUUGUAAGUCACAGAAAACACAACUUGUUAUAAAUGUAUAAUGCAUGUGCAUCCUUAUAUUAUAUAAAGAAAAUGAAAGUGGGUUGUUGGA
Drosophila simulans is the source of this 5895-nucleotide messenger RNA. It is a transcript of the gene Arms, whose product is annotated as kinase D-interacting substrate of 220 kDa. The record is from RefSeq and is a predicted model, not a curated record. Bases 1025 to 5611 code for a protein of 1528 amino acids. The transcript has 12 exons. Gene Ontology annotation, molecular function: protein binding. NCBI's taxonomy places the organism in Eukaryota, Metazoa, Arthropoda, Insecta, Diptera, Drosophilidae.